GAAGAGAGUUACAAUUUACAUGUAGAGACAUCGGGUUAUGAAGGGGAAAAUGAUUUCAAAUUAACUUCAACACAGUGCAGAAAUCGACAAGCUCAUUUGGCUGCACUGGCUUUAAGUCAAGAAUCAAUUGGACAAGUUAGACUCUCCAUCCUAUGUGCUGCUGCUGAAUGGUAUCAACAAUUAGUGCAAAGUGAUGGACUUCCAGCUACCUGGCGUGAGUUUAUAAAACUAUUUCAAGCUCGGUUUCAAUCAUCCGAACGAAUAGAAGCUCUGAAAAUCGAAAGAAAUCGUUGCAUACAGCAGUCAGAUGAAUCCGUAGCAGAUUUCUAUCAGAGGUAUAAGGGACUAGCAUUAGAAAUUGAUCCUAAAAUCUCAGAAAAACCUCUCAAAAGGCACCUCCUUCCGAAGCUACGUCCGGAUAUCCUUCAAUUAAUGGGCGGAGUUGAUGCUGAUAAAUUAACGUUGCCAGAUCUGAUGAGAACAGCAGCUAAAGUUGAAUUACACAUGCUUCAACGAAAGAAAGGAGCUCAACAGAGAACUGACGAAUUAGCAGAAUUCUCCAAGGCAAUGAAGUCUUCGAAAAAUAGGAACAACAAGAAAUCUAUUCAUAUACAACAAAAAGAUGUUCAACUAAUCCUGAAUCCGUAG
Molecule: messenger RNA, 648 nt
Organism: Didymodactylos carnosus
Lineage: Eukaryota; Metazoa; Rotifera; Eurotatoria; Philodinida; Philodinidae
Source: the annotation of a GenBank genome assembly